UUACUCAUCAUUCAUGUGAGGUGAGCAUGGUGAUCAGUGUACUUCGGUAGUACUCUAGUUGUCUAGCAUACCGAACCAGGACACACCAUCGGUUCGAUCACUAGCUAGUGAUCUAUGACGGGGAAUGCCAUGGUGGCGGAAGCCACGGCACGGCAGGCGGUGUCGUUCGUCCUUGGCGCCGCGGCCGCGCUCACCGUUAUCAUGCUCGUCCAGUACCGGGCGCCUGCUGCGGGGCUCAUCCGCGCUAGGUUGCCGGGGAACUUCUCAGGCUCGAGAUCAUUAGACCACCACCGCCUCAACGGCACAGCAGCACGUACAGUUAAUCAGGCGCCGACUGUAGGUGCAGAAGAUCAUCAUGUUCAUCAGGCUAAUGCCACCUUGAAGGCCAAUUCAACUCCUACUGAUCAUCCCGCCGCUCUAAGUCAUUUUCCACGCACAGAUCGCAAAGAAGAGGAGCCGGAGGAGUUCCGAGGGCUGGCGGCCGCGGUGGCGCUGGCGGCGAUGGACGACCGGAACGUGAUCAUCACGUGCGUGAACCAGGCCUGGGCGGCGCCGGGCUCCCUCCUGGACCUCUUCCUGGAGAGCUUCCGCAUCGGCGACGGCACGGCCCGGCUCCUCCCGCACGUGCUCGUCGUCUCCAUGGACCCGGCAGCCCACGCCCGGUGCCAGGCCGUGCACCGCCACUGCUACCACUACACCAUGCCGGGCGUCCACAUGAACUUCACCUCGGCCAAGUUCUUCGGCUCCAAGGAGUGGCUGGAGAUGGUGUGGAGCAAGCUGAGGCUCCAGCGCCGGGUGCUCGAGCUCGGCUACGGGUUCCUCUUCACCGACGUCGACAUCCUAUGGUUCCGCGACCCGUUGAAGCACGUGACCGCCUACGCCGACAUGACCGUAUCCUCCGACGUCUACUUCGGCGACCCCGACAACCUCGGCAACUUCCCCAACACCGGGUUGUUCCACGUGAAACCCAAUGUUCGCACCAUCGCCAUGACUAGACUAUGGCACGAGUCCAGGGGGAAGUACCCGGGGGCGCCGAACGAGCAGCCGGUGUUCAACAUGAUCAAGAAACGGCUGGUGGCAGAGCUCGGGGUCCGGCUGCGGUACCUGGACCCCGCGUACGUGGGCGGCUUCUGUAGCUACGGGAAGGAUCUGGGGAAGAUUGUGACCAUGCACGCCAAUUGUUGCGUUGGGUUGAAGAACAAAAUGAGGGACCUGAGGGCUGUUCUGGAUGACUGGAAGAACUAUACGAAGAUGCCGCACUGGGAGAAGCAUAAGGCCAAAUGGACCGUGCCGGGGGCCUGCAUCAAGUGACGAUUGUCCUCGCAUGCAGGCUGGCCAGUUUAAGCUUAGAAGAUUGAGUUUUAGAGAGGGAGCAGCAUCGAUCCACCAUUAAGUUAAGUUAUACUCAUAUAGUAUUCUUCAUCGAAAAAAAGAAGUAAUAAUCAUAUUGCUGUACAUGUGCCCUUCCCUGUAAUUAUCGAUGAAUUAUGCACACUCCAGAACAUAGUAAGUUAUGUUAGAGCCUUAACGCCAACAUAAAUUUGAAACAGAUGUAAGUGUUCUUCUCA
This is a messenger RNA of Lolium rigidum, 1568 nucleotides long. RefSeq lists its product as uncharacterized. Bases 115 to 1311 code for a protein of 398 amino acids. Lineage: Eukaryota; Viridiplantae; Streptophyta; Magnoliopsida; Poales; Poaceae. The transcript has 2 exons. The record is from RefSeq and is a predicted model, not a curated record.